UGCUAGAUACCAGCACCCAACGGAGGAUUUUUCUGGCUGCGUUUUUAGAAUAAAAACAAUAUGCAGAAAAGGGCUGUUGCUUGGACUGUAACUGGAAUUAUAUUAGCAUGUGGCAUCGUCUUGACUGCAAUUGGGACGAGUUUUCUUGUAGUUUACAACCAACAGCCAGAGCAGCAAGAAAAUAUACCGAAAGAAAAGUUUCCAGUCUACUUUGAUCCAGAAAAUCAACGAGUUUACUACAGCAAGGAAAAUCAAGUCGUUUUCACAACUUUUCUUAACCAAGCUGAAGAUGGGAGAGGACUUGACGCUAAUCCUAUGCAUAUAAAAGCACCUUGUAACAACGGCGGUGCAAUCGUUAUUUGUUACCAGUGUGAGCUAGCGACGAAAGAUAAACCAGUAAACGUCGGUUUUACAGUGACGAAAUUAGAGACGACCGCAAGUGAAGAAACAUCAGCUUGCUACGAAACAACGUGGACAAGUGACCAUGAUGACGUAACAGCGACCAAUUGUUUUCCAUUUUCUGGGGCAGAAGAUUGGUUUGGGGGUGCUGAGAUGUAUGAUCAAUCCUGGCCCAUUAACAGUUGGUACAAGGAAAUGUCAUUUUACUUAUCCGGGGACAUGUUUUCGGACCCGCAACAGUUUGGUUCAGUAUUAGAGAGAUACUGGCUCUCGUCGCAAGGUGUCGCACUUUACGUGGAACCAAGAAUACCAUUGCACGUGAGCGUCGAAAAACAGCAGAUCUGUUUUAAAGGUGCAUACAUCGAGCCAUACAAACCUAAGAAAUCACCCGCAGAGCCUAUACUCAAAUACACCGUCUGCUUAAGCGAUUCGCCACAACGGGCGCACGCAGCUAUUCUUCAGAAAUAUUUUAAAAGACCGACAUCAAUCCCUGACUUGCGAAUGAUCCGAUCUCCUAUUUGGUCUACAUGGGCGAGGUACAAGGUUGGAAUCAACGAGACAGUAGUGUUGCAAUACGCGGACGAAAUAUUGAAGUAUAAUUUCUCCAACAGUCAGAUUGAAAUAGACGACGGGUAUGAGAAAAACUACGGAGACCAUACGUUUAGCGUAACCAAGUUUCCUGACGCGAGCGGAAUGAUUAAAAAGCUUCACAAUUCAGGAUUCCGUGUAACUACUUGGGUGACGCCGUUCGUCAAUCUAUUUUCCGAGAAUUAUGCAGCGGGGGACGAGAAUGGUUACUUUGUGAUGAACGGAGGGACAAAUACAAGCGGAAGGGUGGCGUGGUGGAACGGUAUAGGAUCAUCGAUUGAUUUUACCAACCCGAAAGCUUGUGACUGGUACUACAGCCUUCUGGAAAAAGUACGAAGCACUUAUGGAGUUGACUCGUUUAAAUUUGACGCAGGCGAGAUUAACUAUAUAACAGCUGUUACGGAUUACCGAACACACGAAACACUGGAUAAUCUCGGAUCUUAUACGCAAUAUUACUCAGAGUGUGCGGCAAGGCUCGGUACACAGAUAGAACUCAGAGCCUCCUGGAACAACCAGCAUUUACCUGUCUUUGUGCGAAUGAUGGACAAAGACUCAAACUGGUCGAAAGCGAAAGGAAUUAAGACGCUUGUCUCGACUGCAUUAACGUUCAGUAUGCUCGGCUAUCCAUAUAUACUACCCGACAUGAUAGGAGGUAACGCAUACGGAGAAGGUUCGGAUGGGUUCCAUAGUUCUCCGUUGCCUGAAAAGGAACUUUACAUACGAUGGCUUGAAGUAACUGCAUUCCUGCCUUCCAUGCAAUUUUCCAUUUGUCCGUGGCAGUACGACGAUGAGACCGUGAAGCUAGCGCAGUAUUAUGUACAGUUGCAUGAGAAUGUUGUUUUUGAUGAAAUUGUCUCUUCGUCGCAGAAAUAUGUGAAUGGAGAUGAAGACUUAGGUCCGAUUCGCCCCAUUUGGUGGGCGACUUCUAACGACCGUAAGGCGUUUAAAUACGACGACGAGUUUAUGGUCGGGGAUAAGUACUUGGUGGCUCCGAUUUUAGAUAACGCGACAAGGUCUCGGGAUAUUUAUUUGCCUGGUCCGUUGUGGAGAGACGGGGUGCUAAGGAUUUUUUGGAAAGACAAGUUAAGAGAGAGGGAAUUGCUCUUAGGGGGUGUGACGUUGUUUGAUUACAAAAUCGAACUGAAUGAAAUUUCGUGGUGGGAGUUAAUUUUGGAGUCGAGUAAAUGACCCUUUCGCAACGUGUUAUAUUGUAUUGUAAGAAGGCAUAUAAAAGGCAGUGUACAAAAUAUGAUCUCGUUGUACGACAAGGGGUAUAGUUGCAAGUAGCAGCAGAUGGAUAAAGGCACGAUGAUGCAACUUUCAUAAAUUCUUUGGUAACUAAGGUUCGUCAAGCACAAAAGCACAUUUAGUU
Molecule: messenger RNA, 2359 nt
Organism: Ciona intestinalis (vase tunicate)
Lineage: Eukaryota; Metazoa; Chordata; Ascidiacea; Phlebobranchia; Cionidae
Source: RefSeq, a predicted model, not a curated record